CGAAGGAAUCGAUUGUCGGAGAUGAAAAUGUGAGAAUCGAUAAUUGUUUCAAAAUGGAGGAUUCUGUUAAAAAUCGAUUUAGAAUCGACUAUUCCUAACCUAUAAAUUUGCAUGUUGUUAUCAAUGGUUAUCGGUUUGUAUAUGCAGUGUGUAAACAUGUAAAAUAAAGAGAUUAAAAAAUACUUAAAAAAGCAAAUUUGCAGUGUUUCUAACAGUAUAUAAUAAGUUAACGACACUUAAUCUAUUUCUAUCUAAUAAUAAUAAAAGUGGAAAACAGUAUUGACAAACAUAAUUUUGCUAACGAAGAAUAUAUACAAUUACAAAAAUGGCAUUAGCUAGAGAAAGGCGUACAAAUGCUGGAAAUAAAAUGGCAAAGCUGUUGAACGAGGAGGAGGAGGAUGAUUUCUAUAAAACUACUUAUGGUGGCUUCGAUGAAGCAGAACAAGACCUUGAUUACAUGGAAGAGGAUGAAGGAGAAGAUGAAGUUGAUUCGGAUUUUAGUAUAGAUGAAAAUGAUGAGCCUAUUUCAGACACUGAACAAGAAGGACCUAAGAAGAAACGUAGAUUGGUAACAAAAGCUUACAAAGAACCUAAAGUUCAGUCUCAGGUACCACAAAAGGAAAAGAAAGUUAGACAGCCAAAGCAUAGCAGAAGUUUUGUAGAAAGUACAGAAAGGAAAUCAAUACGUCGCUCUACUGCUGCAAAGUCCGCUGCAACACAAAGGAGAUUGAGAGAAAGGAACGAAGAUCAAAAGAGGAAAACAAGAGUUAUAAAGCAUGAUACAUGGAAACCAACUCAGGAAGAAUUAUUGGAGGAAGCCCUGCAAACUGAACAAAUCAAUAUGAAAUCAUUGGAAAAGUAUCAAAAGUUAGAAAAUGAAAAAAAGAACACCAGAACAGUAAGGAAAGCUCACAGUGGACCUAUAAUUAGGUAUCAGUCAUUAGCAAUGCCUGUUAUUGUACUCUCUGAAGUGCAGGUAGACAAAGACGACAAAAUUAGCAUAGAAGAUGAAGAAGAGAAGAAUUUGAAUGGAAGUUCUGAAAACAAGGAAGAAACGACAGGAGAUAGCAAUGUUGUUAUAAAAUCAGAGGAUGAUACAAACGAUGGUACAAGAAAAGAGCUUAAUUCUUCUCCUACAUCUUGCGUUUUAAACAAAAACAAGUAUCGUUGUGAUGAGACAAAAGGAUUCUAUGAGAGAACCUUUAUAACUUUUGAAAAUGAACAACUGUUUUCUGAAGCUUUCAAGAAGUCUGCAACUAAGAGACCAUCAAUGAAAGCUUUAUGUGCAAUUACAAGGCUCCCAGCAAAAUAUCUGGAUCCCAUGACUCAGCUACCAUACAAAAACGUCCAAACGUUUAGAUUAUUGCGCGAAGCAUAUUAUCAACAAUUAGAGGCCAGAACGGAUGUUAACGAUACAUCGCAAAGUCCAGAAUUAUUAAGAUGGCUUGAGUGGAGGCAAAAGAACCAUGGCGGUGGCCAGAGGAACACUAUACGCCUUGAACCCGCUUCUGCGCCCAUGACUUCUUAGGAGCAUUACCAAAUAAUGAGAUUUGCCAUUUCAAACAUUCUCUCCGUUUCGCUAAAAAAAAAAGUCUUCCGUGUACUGUACAUAUUAUUUUUUUUUAGCCUAGAACAAAUAAUAUAAGAGUAAUUGUAAUUAGUUAGUAAUUAAUCAUACAAUAAUUUAGAUAUGCAACAAAUCUGUAAAUAAUUAUAUAAUUUAUUAAUAAGUACUACGUCGAAUGAUUGUGUUUUAUGAGAUUAAAAUAAUUAAUAUUGAUAACGAAUGAAUGAGAUAAAGUACUUUCCUCGGAAUAGGAAAACAAAAAGUACCUUUUGAAGCACCGUUGACUACCUAAAAAUUUAUUGGUUCAUUAUACGUGUACAUGUGUUCAAAGCAAAAGUGAUUUUAUUAAUAAAAUUAUAAAGUA
This is a messenger RNA of Hylaeus anthracinus, 1931 nucleotides long. It is a transcript of the gene YL-1, whose product is annotated as vacuolar protein sorting-associated protein 72 homolog. The record is from RefSeq and is a predicted model, not a curated record. Bases 326 to 1528 code for a protein of 400 amino acids. Gene Ontology annotation, molecular function: ATP-dependent H2AZ histone chaperone activity. Gene Ontology annotation, cellular component: nucleus. Gene Ontology annotation, biological process: chromatin remodeling; regulation of DNA-templated transcription. NCBI's taxonomy places the organism in Eukaryota, Metazoa, Arthropoda, Insecta, Hymenoptera, Colletidae. The transcript is spliced from 6 exons.